This is a messenger RNA of Emiliania huxleyi CCMP1516, 873 nucleotides long. RefSeq lists its product as hypothetical. Gene Ontology annotation, molecular function: iron ion binding; L-ascorbic acid binding; procollagen-proline 4-dioxygenase activity. Gene Ontology annotation, biological process: peptidyl-proline hydroxylation to 4-hydroxy-L-proline. Gene Ontology annotation, cellular component: endoplasmic reticulum. Lineage: Eukaryota; Haptophyta; Isochrysidales; Noelaerhabdaceae. The transcript is spliced from 3 exons. Bases 1 to 873 code for a protein of 290 amino acids. The record is from RefSeq and is a predicted model, not a curated record.
AUGCUGCGCAAGUGCCGGGCCUCCUGCGCCGAUCGGCAGCCGGCGCUGCCCGCCGCCGACUCGUGGACGAGUACGGAGGAGUGCGCUCAGUGGGCGGGCAGCGGCGAGUGCGAGUCCAACUCGGCCUUCAUGCUCACCAGCUGCGCCCGCAGCUGCGCCAAGGUGGCGAACGCGCACGACUCGUACCAUGCCCGCUGCGCGAUGAACAGCACCUUUGAGCGCGUCCUGCGCGAGUUUGCGCAUCUCGGCCCCGAGCUGAUCUCCGCCGACCCGCCCGUCCUGCUCUUCCACUCGUUCCUGUCGGCCGAGGAGGCGGACGCCUUCAUCGCCCAUGGAAAGGGAAAGUACACCGAGUCGCGGGGCGUUGGCGUCGACUCCGAGGGCCGCAUGACCGACGUGAAGACGGAGAUCCGCACCUCGUCGCACACCUGGUGCCAGGAGGCGGAGUGCCUCGACGACCCGCUCGUCCAGCGCGUCACCGCCCGUGUCAGCGACGUUACGAGAACGCCCCCGGCGAACGGCGAGUUUGCGCAGCUCGUGUACUACAACUCGUGCCCCGAGCCGUCGCACCCGUCGUGCGCCUUCUAUCGCCGGCACUCGGACUUUAUCGCGGGCGACGUGCACCGCAACCAGGGCGUCCGCAUCUACACCGUCUUUAUGUACCUCAACGACGUCGAGGAGGGCGGCGGCACACGCUUCACGGACCUCCCGUCCGGCCAAAUCACCACCGAGGCGCGGCGCGGCAAGGCCAUCUUUUGGCCGUCGGUGCUGGCGGACGCGCCGUACACUGUCGACCCGCGCACGCACCACGAGGCGCUGCCGGUGACGCGGGGCGAGAAAUGGAGCAUGUACAGCGUGGUCGGAGGGGUGUGA